Molecule: messenger RNA, 480 nt
Organism: Cavenderia fasciculata
Lineage: Eukaryota; Evosea; Eumycetozoa; Acytosteliales; Cavenderiaceae
Exons: 3
Coding region: 1-480 (159 amino acids)
Molecular function (GO): oxidoreductase activity; zinc ion binding
Source: RefSeq, a predicted model, not a curated record
AUGGUAAUGGUAAGAAUUAAAGUAUAUUCUUGUGGAGUAUGUCAUACUGAUAUAAUGAUGGCAAAGGGAGCGUUUCCAGGUUUACCAUUCCCAGUUGUACCGGGACAUGAAGUAGCAGGUAGAAUUGAUGAAGUUGGUGAAGGUGUAACAUGUUUUAAAAAAGGAGAUAAAGUAGGAGUUGGCUAUUUUGGAGGAAGUUGUCACGAAUGCAAACAAUGUAAACAAAAUCAAUGGACAACUUGUGAAAAGGUUGGAACCACUGGUAUUUCGUUUAGAGGUGGCAUGGCAGAAUACAUGAUUGCUCCAUGUGACGCUGUUUCUGUUAUACCAGAGGAAAUAUCGUUUGCAGAAGCCGGACCUUUAAUGUGUGCCGGUGUCACUACAUUCAAUUCCAUUCGUUCAAUGGGUAUCAGACCAGGUGAAAAAGUUAUCAUCCAAGGUAUUGGUGGUUUAGGUCAUCUUGCUAUUCAAGUAUGUUAA